Molecule: messenger RNA, 3993 nt
Organism: Magnolia sinica
Lineage: Eukaryota; Viridiplantae; Streptophyta; Magnoliopsida; Magnoliales; Magnoliaceae
Product: probable receptor-like protein kinase At5g18500
Exons: 7
Coding region: 2033-3676 (547 amino acids)
Biological process (GO): protein phosphorylation
Molecular function (GO): ATP binding; protein kinase activity
Source: RefSeq, a predicted model, not a curated record
AUAUAGAAAAGCUCAUGAGACCUUCUAGUUUCAUGCUUCUCUUUUACUGUUUAUGAGCUAAUACUCUCUCUCUCUCUCUCUCUCUCUCUCUCUCACACACACACAUCACCUACCCCUGAUAGAUCCAGACCCUACUUAUUGUAAUUCCAGGCCAGUUUUCCAUGUCCCAUUACUCCAUCCAAACCAUCCCUUCAUUCACAAGGAGAAGAAGAGCUUCAAGAAGGCUCAGGGAGGGUGUCAGAAAGGUCUGUUUGAGCUUAGAUUCAAGGACCCUUUUGGCAGAAAACAAGAACCUAGAAAGUGACAGAUCCAACCACCUCCCCUCCUUUUUUUUCUUUUUUUUUGAGGAUGGGGUUGGUUUGGGUAUGUUGGGUCGGGUCCUUUUGAGGUAGAGAUCUCUGUUUUUGAGAUCUGGGGAUUGGAGAAGGGCUGCUGGGAUUCAUUUCAAAGGUAUGAGAAAGAUUGAAUUUUGAUUGUAGUUUUAGUGGGAUUGGAAAUGGGUCGUGGUUCUUUUGUUGUCAUGAGAAUGGAAUUGAGAGAGUUGCACAGAUAGAGAGAGAAAGAUAGAAAUUUGAGUUGGUUUUUGGCCUUUUGUUCUAGUAUUAGGAAAUGGGUCUUGGGUUUUUAUUUUUGUUGUUGUUGUUGUUAUGAGGAUGAAUUGAGAGAAUUGCAGUUUUUUUGUUUGUUUUUGGGUCCGUUGUCAGGAGAUUUGAAAUGGGUGUUGUUGCUUUUGUUGGUUAUGAGAAGGAAAUUGGAAGAAAUGUGAUAAUUCUCUUUGUUUAUUUGUUGUGAUCUUUUCUGAUGAGAUGGGAAGUGGGUCUUGUUGUUUAUGUUAUUAUAAGAAAGAAAUGAGGGGGAAAAGACCAGAAUUUUGAUUUUGUUUCUCUUUUUCCUUGUGCUUGAUUUUUUUCUGAUUCCUUCCCAUGAGAUUUGCAAGGGUCUUUCUGUUUAUGUUGGUAUGAGAAAGAAUUUUAGAAGUAGUACUCCUUUUUUUUUCCCUUCUUCUUCUUCUUCUUCUUCUUCUUUUUUAUUUUAUUUAUUUAUUUAUUUUAAUAUUUAAAAUGUGGUCUCUUAUUUUGAGUUUCUUGGCGGCUCAAAUUCUGAUAUUUUGUAUUUUUUUUAUUGGAUCUUUUCUUGUGCAGAUUGGAAAUUGGUCUUCUUGUAUACAUUGAUAGGAUAAUGGAUUUGCGAAAUUCAACAUCAUAGUUAUAGCUUGUGAUUUUAUUUGUUCUCCUUGAUUCAUUUUUAAUGAAAUUGGAAAUGGGUCAGCUUAUUGAUUUUUGUAUUUUUGGAGUGUUGGAAUUUUCUUGUCAUGCUCUUGUUUUGAGUUUUCUGGCCACUUCUGUUCUACUGUUUUUGAGGUUUCUCUGUCAUUUUUCCUUUUCGCAUUUGAUGGAUACAGUAGCUGAUAUUGUGAACAUAGCCAUGAUAGGACGUGGUUUUUUCUUACUUGAGAGAAUUUAAACUUGCUGGAAUUACAAAUCUGUUGAGAUUGGGCUGGUUCAGAUAUUAAGGUGGUCAAGAGUUAGAAACUGUUGUCAUGGUAUUGCAAAAUGAUUAGAGAAAAUGACCUGAAGAGUAUGAAAUGUAGCUUAGUUUCAGAAGGGUCUAAGACCUUGAUUGCUAUCCAUUGAUGAUGCUGUCCUUCACGAUUUUAAAUUUCUUGCUUGCACUUAGUGUGCCAUUUUCUUGCAAUUUUUGUUUAUUAUUAGGCAUUUUUUUCUUGUAAUUUUUAACAUGAAUGUGCAUUGUCAGUUCUGCUUAGCUACCUACUAACUGAAAUUCAGGGAACAAUUCAACGCUUUUGUGGAAAUAUAUUGGAUUAUGGUGUGUCCUAACUUUUAGUGACAAGUGGGUUACUGCGGCUAUAUUAAGCCUUGUUUGUGGCGUUUACACUAUUUUUGAAUGAUUGAGUAAAUUUGUCAGUUCUCCAAAAACAAACAACCAAAAAAAAAAAAAAAAAGGGAGGAAGAAGAAGAAGAAGAAGAAGAAAUGGUUGUGUCCAUAUAAAGAUAACUAUUUUCUUCUAGCAAUGAAUUGUGCCUUUUUAGACUUUAAAUUCUUGCAAUACUUAAAACUAUGUUCUCCUCUACAUGCUUUGUGUUUUAGGCAUCUAGAUAUUGGAAAAAUGUCAAACGGAGGUUCUCUUAACGCCGAACUAUCCAAGAAGACAUCCAUUUUUGGUCUUAAGGUAUGGGUUCUAAUUGGGAUAGGAGUCGGGGUCUUCAUUGUAUUGAUCCUUUCCGUACUAGCGAUAUGCCUUACUGCUCGGAGGAAGAAAUCGAGGAGAGUGUCCGAGAAUCUACCCCAGACCCGAAUCCCACAAGUUUCAAAGGAAAUUAAAGAGGUAAGAGUGGAUCAAAUAUCAGCUAAUGAAUUUGUACCCCGGGAUGGGAUUCUCCUCACCAUUCACGACAAAUCCAGCGACAGAGAAUCGGAUAAGGUCAUGGUUCAUUUGGGCAUGGGAAAAAUGAAAAAUGGGGACAGCAGCCAUUCGGGUUCAUUUCAUCACGUGGAGAAAGAUGGUGAGUCUCAGUCGGGCGAAGAAGGGAGCUCAGGAACAGUUACUGUUUACAGAGCGUCGUCUUCGCAUCCGGUAACAGCUCCGUCGCCAUUGACAGGCCUGCCAGAAUUCUCUCACCUCGGUUGGGGCCAUUGGUUUACAUUGAGGGACCUUGAACUUGCAACCAAUCGCUUUUCAAAGGAAAAUGUCCUUGGGGAGGGCGGAUAUGGGGUUGUUUAUCGUGGCCAUCUGAUCAAUGGAACACCAGUAGCUGUGAAGAAGCUUCUCAAUAACCUAGGCCAGGCAGAGAAGGAAUUUAGAGUGGAAGUUGAAGCUAUCGGUCAUGUCCGCCACAAAAAUCUAGUUAGGCUUCUUGGAUACUGUGUGGAAGGCACCCACAGGAUGCUGGUUUAUGAGUAUGUCAACAAUGGAAACUUGGAGCAGUGGCUUCAUGGGGCCAUGCGUCAGCACGGAUUUCUUACUUGGGAAGCUCGUAUAAAGGUUCUCCUCGGCACCGCCAAGGCCCUUGCCUAUUUGCACGAGGCGAUUGAGCCAAAGGUGGUGCACCGUGAUAUCAAAUCCAGCAAUAUAUUGAUUGACGACGAUUUCAAUGCCAAGGUGUCUGAUUUUGGCCUAGCGAAGCUGCUGGGUGCUGGGAAAAGCCACAUCACAACUCGAGUAAUGGGGACCUUUGGAUACGUGGCACCAGAAUACGCAAAUACUGGCCUUUUGAAUGAAAAGAGUGACAUUUACAGUUUUGGAGUUGUCGUAUUAGAAGCAAUUACUGGCAGAGAUCCCGUAGAUUAUGGUCGCCCUGCACAAGAGGUAAAUCUCGUUGACUGGCUCAAAAUGAUGGUCGGCAGUAGACGCUCGGAAGAAGUUGUUGAUCCAAACAUCGAGACAAGGCCAUCGACGAGAGCCCUUAAACGGGCCCUUUUGACUGCCUUGAGGUGUGUCGAUCCAGAUUCAGACAAGAGGCCGAAGAUGAGCCAAGUUGUCCGCAUGCUGGAGUCAGAGGAAUAUCCCAUACCUCGUGAGGACCGGAGGCACCGACGGAAUCAGGGUGGCAGUGCAGAGAUUGAAUCCCAGAGGGAGAACUCCGACACGGACAAGAGCGACAAUCUGGACUCGAGGUCAGAGAGCAGAAGGGAGAGAAGGUCAUUGAACAAGUGAGACGUUUUGAAGCGUAGGAAGACUACUACAUAAAAAGGGCUUUUGUUUUUACAUUCUUUCAACCUCUUUGCUUUACUUGGGUCUGUUGUUGGCGCCACAAGAGUGACUUGGGCUUGAAUAUCCAGAACAAGGGGCAUGGUGGGAAUAUCUUUCUUUAUUUUUAUUUUUAUUUUUAUUUUCUGGAGAGGUGGUGGGAUAGAUGUGGAAGAGGAGAUUGAUUUUUUGAACUGAAAUUGUGUUGAUGACGUACCCGAAACAUAUAUGUAUUGUGUACAGGUUUGUAGUUCUUUGCUGAUUGAAAUACUUGGCUGUGGAAA